AUGUCGUUGCUACCGUACGUACUUGGUGACUGGCCUCGCCCCGGCCGUCUUUUGGACCAAGACUUUGGCUUGGCGUUAACUCCAGACGACCUACUUACUGCUGCCGUCAGUCCUUUGCUAUCGAGGGAUUACUACAGACCCUGGAGACAACUAGCGGCUGCAGCUCGUGAUAUUGGUUCAAGCAUCAAAGCUGAUAAGGACAAAUUUCAAGUAAAUUUGGACGUUCAACACUUCGCCCCGGAGGAAAUUACGGUGAAGACUGCUGAUGGCUUCAUUGUAAUAGAAGGAAAACACGAGGAGAAGAAAGAUGAGCAUGGUUAUAUUUCUCGUCAAUUCGUUCGGAGAUACGCACUGCCAGAAGGAUGCCGUCCGGAAACCGUGGAGUCUAAACUUUCUUCCGAUGGAGUGUUGACUGUCGUGGCACCUAGACAACAGCAGGCAGCAUUGAAGGAUGAGAGAGCUGUUCCCAUUCAACAAACCGGACCCGUGCGCAAAGAAAUUAAAGAUUCAUCUCGGGAAGAACCCAAGAAGUAA
Molecule: messenger RNA, 534 nt
Organism: Parnassius mnemosyne (clouded apollo)
Lineage: Eukaryota; Metazoa; Arthropoda; Insecta; Lepidoptera; Papilionidae
Source: the annotation of a GenBank genome assembly